This is a messenger RNA of Eruca vesicaria subsp. sativa (arugula), 579 nucleotides long. The record is from the annotation of a GenBank genome assembly. Lineage: Eukaryota; Viridiplantae; Streptophyta; Magnoliopsida; Brassicales; Brassicaceae.
AUGUGGUAUAAUCAAAAGUUAUACCAAGAGAAUAUUCAUCAAUAUAUCGAUUACCUCGUGGUCGAUGCCCCACCAGGAACUUCGGACGAGCACAUCUCCAUCGUCCAGUACCUUCAAGCCACUGGUAUUGAUGGUGCAAUCAUUGUCACGACCCCGCAGGAAGUCUCGUUGAUCGAUGUCAGGAAAGAAAUUAGCUUUUGCAAGAAAGUGGGAGUCCCUGUGCUAGGAGUGGUGGAGAACAUGAGCGGUUUGGCGCAACCUUUAGCGGAUGUCAAGUUCAUGAAGAUUGGCUCUUCCGUUGACGUGACCCAAGAGGUAAUCUCUUGCUUGAAAGAGAACGCACCGGAGCUUCUCAACGUCUUGGCUUGCAGCGAAGUGUUUGACAGCAGUGGAGGAGGUGCGGAGAGAAUGUGUAAGGAGAUGGGAGUACCGUUUCUUGGGAAAGUUCCUUUGGAUCCACAACUUUGCAAAGCAGCUGAACAAGGUAAGUCGUGCUUUGAAGGUGGUAACAAGUGUUCUGUUAGCGCUCCUGCGCUGAAGAGCAUCAUACAGAAGGUUCUUGCUUCGAUGACCGAGUGA